AUGACUAAACAGAGAAUCGUUCUCAAGCGAAACACAGAAGUUGGUGUUUCAGAAUUGUUCAAUGGUUUUAUUCCGCUAGAUUUGGUUCCAUUUCAGGAUGUUAAGAACGGAACUGUUCACGAUGGAACUUCUUACACUAGAGACUUUCUAGGCGUCAUAUCUUCUGUUUCAGAUUUCGGCCUCACAGUGGAUGACUCUAUGCCUAGAAACAUACAUAACUAUGAUCCUAAGACACCGGAUCGAUUGACUUUGUUCUUGAAGACAACGAGUCCUAUUCAAGUUGAAGAUGAAGAAGGGAUUUCUACUUUUGAGUAUGAUCCUCCUGGACACCACGAGGUGGUACAUUUCACGAACAUAUUAUUGCACCAUGAGGAGGACCUGAGCGAUGAAUGA
Molecule: messenger RNA, 393 nt
Organism: Microthlaspi erraticum
Lineage: Eukaryota; Viridiplantae; Streptophyta; Magnoliopsida; Brassicales; Brassicaceae
Source: the annotation of a GenBank genome assembly